CUGCAGAGUGCGGGAAUGGUACACAGUCCCGGAGUGUGGCUUGUAUUUUCAACGACGAUGGUCGUAUGGAGGUUGUGGACCAGUUCAAAUGUUCCAGUCUCUCUCAGCCAAUCACAGCUCAGCCCUGCAGACUGAAGCCAUGCGGUGUCCAGUGGUACUUCACAGAGUGGAGCUUGUGUUCACGCUCCUGCAACACGGGCUACCGUGUGCGUGAGGUGCGCUGUCUUGCCGACAACAUUUCCCCAAGUGACCGCUGUGACCCGACUUUGACCCCAGAAAGCCGAGAAGAGUGCAACAAACAUCCCUGUGUAGCUGAGAUAAGUGAGUCUGUCAGCCAGUGUUGUACUACCCUCCUGUGCCCACUGUCAGUGCAGCUGGGUCAGAGUGCACACGAGG
This is a messenger RNA of Notothenia coriiceps (black rockcod), 396 nucleotides long. RefSeq names its product thrombospondin type-1 domain-containing protein 4-like. The record is from RefSeq and is a predicted model, not a curated record. The transcript is spliced from 2 exons. NCBI's taxonomy places the organism in Eukaryota, Metazoa, Chordata, Actinopteri, Perciformes, Nototheniidae. The annotation marks the transcript as partial.